AUGGCAGGUCAAAAUGAUUAUGGAGUGUCAACGCACAAAACAGGUGGUGAUUUGUACCAGGAAGCACUCGUUGCUUUAUCAUCGCUGGUCAUGAAACGUGAUAAAGGAGAACAGUUUGAGUUUGCGUCUCAUUACAUCAAGAUACUUGACUUGGAAGAAGACAUUUCGAAGCUGAAAGUUAUCCAUGUCGCCGGAACCAAAGGCAAGGGAUCCACAUGCACCUUUACUGAGUCUAUAUUACGUAACUAUGGCUUCCUAACUGGACUCUUAACUUCACCUCACCUCAUUGAUGUCCGUGAAAGAAUUCGUUUGGAUGGAGUCGAAGUAAGUGAGGAGAAGUUCACAGCAUAUUUCUGGUGGUGCUAUAACAGGCUGAAGGUAGAUGUUGUUAUUUUGGAGGUGGGACUAGGUGGGAGGAUUGAUUUCACCAAUGUGGUUAAGAAACCUGUGGUAUGUGGUUUUUCAUCUCUUGGAUAUGACCACAUUGAAAUUCUUGGUGAUACACUCGGAAAAAUUGCUGGUGAGAAGGCAGGAAUUUUCAAGCUUGGAGUUCCAGCUUUCACAGUGCCCCAACCAGAUGAAGCUAUGAGUGUCCUUGAAGAUAAAGCUUCUGCGUUAGAUGUGAACCUCAAAGUGGUACAACCAUUAAACAAAAGGCUUUUGAGUGGUAAGAAACUCGGUCUUGAUGGGGAGCACCAGUAUCUAAAUGCUGGUCUAGCAGUCUCACUUGCCCACACCUGGCUUCAGAAGAGUUGUAACCUUGAAAUUCCCAAUCUGAAUCAGAUGACUACAGUACUGCCUGAGCCAUUCAUCAGAGGGUUAGCUACAGCUAGUAUGCAAGGACGAGCACAGGUCAUACCUGAUCAAACUGGAAAUCUAGUAUUUUAUCUCGAUGGAGCUCACACUCCUGAAAGCAUGGAAGCAUGUGCAAAGUGGUUUUCUCUUGCUGUUGUGGGAGAUGAACAGACUGAUAGUACUUCUGAAUCUUUGGUUAAAGGAUCAGAAAGUAAGCUUGAGAAAUGGUCCGGGGAAACCUGCCAACGGAUAUUGCUUUUCAAUUGUAUGUCUGUUCUGGAUCCGCUUCUGCUUUUAGCACAUCUAAGGAGUACAUGUGCUAAGAACGGUGUUGACUUCGAGAAAGUCUUGUUUGUGCCAAACAUGUCCAUGCCUCACAAUGCCUUGGUGGAGAAUAAAGAUGAUGAUUCAUCGGUUGAUUUGUCAUGGCAGUACACAGUCCAAAAAGUGUGGGAAAGCCUUGUUGGGGAAGAAGAUGGAGGAAAGAGUGAGGUGUUUUCGUCUCUGCCAUUGGCAAUCAAGUGGCUCAGGGACAUUGUGGUUGAUUCACCCACAAGAUUCCAGGUCCUGGUCACAGGUUCGUUACAACUUGUGGGUGAUGUACUGAGAUUAGUCAGAGAAUGA
Molecule: messenger RNA, 1419 nt
Organism: Microthlaspi erraticum
Lineage: Eukaryota; Viridiplantae; Streptophyta; Magnoliopsida; Brassicales; Brassicaceae
Source: the annotation of a GenBank genome assembly